This is a messenger RNA of Linepithema humile (Argentine ant), 2120 nucleotides long. Its product is annotated as mapk-regulated corepressor-interacting protein 1. NCBI's taxonomy places the organism in Eukaryota, Metazoa, Arthropoda, Insecta, Hymenoptera, Formicidae. The record is from RefSeq and is a predicted model, not a curated record.
UUGAUCAUCACGAGCAGCACCGGUCAGUAAUUUCAUAAGUCGCGGUGGUAAGCCGGUUGUGGCACUGCUAGGGGCCAGAUUUGCUUCGUUAUCAGUUAGUUUGUCGCAACGAUUAGCUUGAUAACACGCGACAGGUAUAACAACGAUUAUUCUCGGAUGAUUCUGGCAUCACGCACGCGAGAAGAGGCUUCCGCAUUCGCCCGUGGACAAGGAUGUAUACCGUGUCAAAGGGACCUAGCAAGAUCGUAGCAAAAACACGACGAGGGAUCAGUCAGAAUCUCGAGAGACUGGAGACCCUACGUGAUUUGACGAGGAAGGCCGAUCCCGAGGACAACCACGAGAUCAUCCGUCAUGUACCAAAGCCGGUUUUUUAUACCAAUGGGAAAUCAAAGUUCACCUCACAGCGACAUCAGAUGCAAGAAGUCAUCACACCGCAGCACGAGGAACUUAUCAAAUUUAUUUAUGAAUCAUGGAAUCAGGUUAAUACGCGGCAAAGAAAUGAAUGUUGUGAUGGCACAGAAUGUACAGAACUUAGCAAUCCUAAUUCUAUAGUAUAUUACAAUGAUGGUGAACCAAAUGAUGGUCUUCAAGAUUUUAAACCGUUUGAUUUGGAAUCUUGGUGGGGCAAACGAUUGUUUAACAACAUCACAAAAUCGCUCUGAAACAUAGAAAAGGCUAAAAUUAUUUUUCACCGAGGAUGUACUUGGAAAUAAUGCAAUAGCAAUUGGUGCUAUGAAAAUUAGGCAGUGUCAUGUUUUAAACAUUAUUCAAGUUUGAUCAAGUUUGAGAGUUGACAACAUAGUGUUGAGUAUCUAGCUCAGACAUGAGUUUGAUACAUAUAUAUAUCAAGUUUUGUUAACUUACCAGCUAAAAAAUAUCGCUCGAAUCGUACGUAAUGCGCUUACUAUGAUUAUGCAGACUUGUUGAAAGCAAUAAAUCAGUAUAUUUAAUGCAAAUUUCGAAUGCACACACGUACGCGACAGCAAGAAAUAUGUUAGUAGUUCAAGUUAUUUACUGUUAUAACAAUUGUUUAGAUGCAUUUGUUAACAAUCUUUUUACAAAAUAUAGAAACUUUAUUGUUGCUCCAUUGUUAGGAUUGCUCAAUUUUAAUAGCGCAUAGAGUGUUUGGUACUCUGAUAUAGAGCUUUGACAAAUAGUAACAGUGUCGCGGAAAUUUAGUAGACAAUAAGUAGAAUAACACAAGACACAUAAAAGCAAAGCCCAUUAUUAGAAAGAGCUAUAGUAGUCCCCGAAUAUAAAUGCGUUGUUUGUGAUCAGUUGAUGAUUUGCAACAGUCACAAACUUGUUUAUCUUUGAGAAGAUAUAAUUUUUUCGAUUAUAAAUUAAGAUAAUACAUGAUUAUCUCGCAGAGCAAGCGCGAUAAAGCAUUAAAGAAGUUAUCAAUAAGAUUACAGAGCUCACCUGCCGGGCUCGAACACCGAAAGAUGAAAAAUUUUUUUCAUUCUUAAGCCUCAAGAAAGUUUAAUUUAUAUUCGGAGACUAUUAAAUUUUGAUUAGCUUUUAAAUAAAUGCACACUGAAUCCGAUGGUGUGAUCCAGUAUAUACCAAUGCGUAUACCAAAUAGGGCUAAGUACGAGCGAAGUCCCUGUGUGGUAUGAUGAAUCCUGCGUGAGAUUGUUGAAUUUUUAAUCCCUGAAUGUUGUAUAUAUCUAUUGCAUGCAAUGAUUGCGUGAAUGCAUGAUCUAAUGUUACGGAUACAUUGUUACACGGUAUGUUGUUGCAACGAUAGUGUCUGAGUAUACUUUUAUGUGAACAAGGACUUAGUAUAAAUUCGUAGACUGAUAAUACAUAAGAAAAUUAUCGUAUAUUGUUACUCGUCGAGUUGCAGCCCGCAACCGAUGAGCUGAUGCGAACUGUUAUUGAGUUUGCUUGUCGAAAAAUUAUAUCAUGGCAGGUUAUAAAUUGUUUCCUCUUCGCGUUGUUACGUAUUUGUCAAGAUACCAUGAAAAGAGAUCGGUCUCUCCAACAAACAACAAUUUAAACGCCACAAUAUGCGUCCGACAAAGUACGGUACGCAAGAGUAGUCGUAAUGUAGUGCAGUAAAAUUCGGUCAGGCGCGACUGAAUUAAUACGAUGAAUAAAUACCUCUUUCUACAUAA